Molecule: messenger RNA, 750 nt
Organism: Glycine soja
Lineage: Eukaryota; Viridiplantae; Streptophyta; Magnoliopsida; Fabales; Fabaceae
Product: IST1-like protein
Exons: 5
Coding region: 1-522 (173 amino acids)
Biological process (GO): protein transport
Source: RefSeq, a predicted model, not a curated record
AUGAGGCUAGAGAUGAUACGCAAUAGAAGGAACGCGGUGCAGAAAUUUCUCAAGAAAGACAUUGCCGACCUUCUUAGGAGUGCCCUUGAUUACAAUGCAUAUGAAAGGGCCGAAGGGCUUCUCCUCGAGCAAGAGAUGAUAUGUUGCUAUGAACUUAUAGGAAAAUUUGUUACUUGCAUGUCGUCGGAUCAUAUUCGAAACCUUUGCAAGCAGAGGGAUUGCCCCGUUGAAUGCAAAGAAGCUAUACAGUCGUUGAUACAUGCUGCAGCAAGAUUUUCUGAUCUUCCGGAACUACGCGAGCUAAGAACGUUGUUCACAGGGAAAUUUGGGAAUUCUCUUGAACUUUACAUAAGUAAAGAGUUUGUUGAAAAGUUGAGGCAAGAUCUUCCUUCGAAAGAAAUGAAGAUCCAACUGUUGCAUGAUGUAGCGCAAGAGUUCUCUAUUGAAUGGAACAGCAAGGCUUUGGAGCAGAGACUUCAGUCACCGCCUCAGUUACAUGAAGUAAAGAGGAUUUCAAUUUGAGAUUGAAUUCACUCAAAGAAUGAGGGGAUGAUGAGGACCAAACAAGGAUCAUGAAUCAAGCACUACAAGGACUUGUUCGAAGUAUGAGAAGGGAACAUGUUUGGUGUUUAUUAAAUAAAGUUGUAACAAAAUAUUUGGGCUGCACUACUUUGUUUUAGCACAUAGGCAAAAAAAAUAGUUAUUUUCUUUGUUUUAUAUUGUGUGGAUUGUAUUAGAAUAAUACUUAAA